Messenger RNA from Salvia splendens (bonfire salvia), 1776 nucleotides. RefSeq lists its product as uncharacterized. Bases 1 to 1776 code for a protein of 591 amino acids. Lineage: Eukaryota; Viridiplantae; Streptophyta; Magnoliopsida; Lamiales; Lamiaceae. The transcript has a single exon. The record is from RefSeq and is a predicted model, not a curated record.
AUGUCAGAAUCCAAUGACAACCGAAAUCCAGAAGGAACCGAAAAUGGGCAAUUUGCUCGAUUAUUUGCUGAGUUCAUGCGCACCAGCAUCGCACAAAGCCAACAAAUCACAACCACCACACCAAACCAUCCAGAAACCCAAAGAAUCGAUACCUCACCAUUGUUGAUUGGAACCAAACUCAAUGGAGAAAACUACUCACUCUGGGCCAUCCACAUGAUGGCGGCAAUCAGCGGGAGGGGUAUGAUAUCUCACAUUACUGGAGUCCCAACCCCUCCGGCAAGAACCGAUCCCACCUUCAGUAGAUGGCAGCAAGGAGACCACUGCGUAUUCACGUGGUUGAUCCAAAACUUGGAGCAGAAAUUAGUAAAUCGGGUAUCUCAAUACCCAACCGCCCGAGACGUAUGGAAGAGCCUGGAGGUUACGUAUGCAAGCGGCGGCGACAAAAUCCAAGUGUAUGAUCUAUACACAAGAGCAAACAGAUUAAAACAGACAGAUGAAUCAUUGGAGGAUAUAUGGACUAUCCUCAACGAUUUAUGGGUAUCGAUUGAUCAGAAGCAACCCAAUCGAAUGCAAUACCCAGAAGACAUCAAGAUUUACAACAAUGAAAAAGAAGAACAGAGGCUGUAUCAACUACUCGUGGCAUUGAACGACAAGUAUGAGGGAGUCAAGAAGGAAAUACUCAGAUUGGAGCCACUGCCGUCAGUAGAGGUGGCAUACGGAAUCCUCCGGCGAGAGGACACCAGAGCAAGCAUCCUGAAGGCAGGGGAUAACGGGGCUGCACAAGGAGUCGCGGCUGGACUCAUUGCAAGGCAACCAUGGAUCAACCAAUCCGCUCACCGCCCCUCCCCUCACCGAAGCGGCGGCAACGCCGACGGAAAUUGGAACAAGAAAACGGAGGAGGAGAAGCUACGACUCACAUGCACCCACUGUGGAAAGAAAAAGCACACUCGGGACACAUGCUUCGAACUCCACGGCUAUCCAGAAUGGUGGGAGGAGUGGAAAUCAAAGCCACCGCCUCGAGGGGGAAGAGGAAUGGAAGCCGUGGCGAAUGGAGGAGGGGAGCCGGUAGCCGCCGCCAUCGGGGGUAACGCUGAGGCCACGACAUCCCGAGGCAACAACCAGCCGGAGGAGAUUACCCUCAGAACAGUCUCCUUCGCUCACGGUGGAAUCGGAGAGGACACGGCGCAAAUGGGAGGCGGAAAUGGUAGAGGUACACUAGGGUUUGGGGAUUUAUCCCAAAGUCCUAUUACUUUCGGGAAAUUAAUAAAAGCACCCCACCCCAUUAAAUAUCCUCACCUUCAGCCCAAACAAAUCAUAAAUUCCGAAAAGCACCCUACCAGUUUAAAUAUUCCCGAAUCUGCCCCAUUAGUUUGCAAAAAUAAAUUUCAACCACUUGAGAAUUUAUCCGAUAAUUUGCCCACAUCAUAUGCUCUGUCCAUUUCCUCCAGUACAAAAAAUGACAAGUGGAUUUUUGAUUGUGGAGCCACGGAUACUGUAACUUUUGAUAAAUCUGAUAUCUCUAGCAUGCAUAUGGCACCAAAGAGUUAUAUUCAAAAUGCGAACGGAGAGUUGACACCUGUAGUAGGAGCAGGAACUGUCAAAAUUUCACCAAGUUUAACGUUAUCUAAUUGCCUAUAUGUUCCCUCUAUGUCGCAUAAACUGCUCUCGAUUAGCCAUGUGACUAAGGAACUGAAUUGUACUCUCCUAAUGCAACCGAAUUUUUGCCUGUUGCAGGAUAUCAGGACAGGGAAAAUUAUUGGACGUGGCACUGAGUGA